Molecule: messenger RNA, 7297 nt
Organism: Aphis gossypii (cotton aphid)
Lineage: Eukaryota; Metazoa; Arthropoda; Insecta; Hemiptera; Aphididae
Gene: ovo
Product: transcriptional regulator ovo
Exons: 7
Coding region: 611-3403 (930 amino acids)
Biological process (GO): epidermal cell differentiation; regulation of transcription by RNA polymerase II
Cellular component (GO): nucleus
Molecular function (GO): RNA polymerase II cis-regulatory region sequence-specific DNA binding; DNA-binding transcription factor activity, RNA polymerase II-specific
Source: RefSeq, a predicted model, not a curated record
AGCCAGUUCAAGUUUCUCCGCCGUUGCGUCCGUCAGACGACACGUCCGUCCGACCCGACGACCGCCGCCGAACCGAUUUCACAGACGUAUACCGUUUGGUUACUAUUACUAUUAUACUGUUAUUACUGUUUUUUGAUUUUAAAUUUUUUGCCACGAACAUUUGUAUUAUUUGUGUGAAUUCGCUCGUUGCGUCGUUUUAAUUUACAUAAAUAUUUAUUUUUAGUGCGGUUUUUUUAUUAUUUUACAUAGGUAUAUAUUAUUUUUCGUAUCGCCGUUUUAUUAACGCGUGCACGGCUCGCACUACGUUGAAUCUGCUGAAGUCUUCGUCGUCGUCGUCAAGAGUAUAAUAUACGACUUACACUAUUGUACAAAACGAUCUAUCAUUAUGACACUGUUGCGAUGGUGGACUUGUCGCCGACCCGCUCUUUACGCACCGUACCGGCGGGGCUGACAGUGGAUCCCACAUUCGCGGACAUAACGGUUGAUUUUCAUUCCUGAUAUUUUCCAAUAUUUUUUUUUUUUUUGUGAUAUCUCCGUCUCCGCCGCGAAAAACAUAUUCGUGUCGACAUCGCGACACUGCUGCCCGUGACCCAGCAAUCGCCACAUCAAAAUGCCGAAGAUUUUCCUCAUCAAAAACCGGUUGCACCAGCAGCAACAGAAACUGCUGGAAACCCAAAAGGGAAAUGGCCACGUAUCCUCCGACCCGUUAGUGCAGUCGCUACAAAACUAUCACAAUGACCAUCACCACGAUAGGUUACCGUCACCUCCGCCGCCGUUCUUAAAGCACCAUUAUCAGCACCAUCACCAGCCUACACCGCCGCCGCCGCCUGCGCCGAUAAGGCAGCAUCUGCCGCCGCCACCGCCGCCACCAUCGUCGCCAAAACCGAAGUCCAAAGUCGACCAAGAAAUACCAGUGCCGAAAAUAUCACAAGAGAAAAAUGUACCCAAAAAUGAUUCACUGCAAGAUGAAAAGGUCGACCGAGCAGAUUGUAUUGCGCGAGAAUCACGAAAUAGAGCUGAAUCUCCAAAUCACCGAGUUAGUCCAAAAGUGUCGAUUGAGCCUACUACGCCGAUCGUAUGUCCUCCGUCACCCGAUUGGAAUCCACCGCCAAAAAGGCGAUUCAUAUCCACAUCGGAUGGCGAUAAUAUACCAUACGGUAGUAAAGAUAGCUUGCAGGUAACUCAUCGUCAGUGCGAACCACCAACCAUCAAAGUCGAAGAAGAAGCUUUAACCAGCCCGGAAGCUGAACCAAAAUUGCCCCCACCACCGCCACCACCAGCACCAAAAUGUCAUCAGGUGUCCGUCAUACAAAGAACACCGGCAGCCGUGAAAUCGCCACCUGUCUGCCCGAAAAGACCGUUAACAGAAUCUCCGAGCACUGUCCAAGAACCUGAACAAGACGCACCGAUCGAUUAUCAUGUACCCAAAAAGGAAGCAGAUUUGGACUUGGACAUUGUUCGAGCCAUCAAGAACAAAUUUACUAUAACGUUACGAGGACAGUUAGUUUCAGCACCCAAUGGUAUCAUCACUGCCGCUGCUGGUCGUGGAAGGAGCAGUGGUGGUCAACAAGGGGGUGGCGGUGGAGGAGGUACAAACAGUGGUGGUACCAACUCUGGUUCAAACCGCGGUUCGUCUUUGCAUUCGUACACACUCGGUGGUGGUGGAGGCGGUGGUCCCACCGGCCUCUUGGGUAGUGGUGGCGGCGGAGGUGGCAUGGCCCCAGGCGGUGGUGGCAUGAAUCCUGGUGGCAACGGCAAACAUUUUGGUGGGCCAAAUAGUCCUGUAUCGCUACCACCUUUCCACGAAAGCCUCAUAAAAUCUGGUGGCAAUUGUUACUCCGCUCAGUACAACAACCAAUAUCAUUUGAUGAUGACCGAACAAUUGUGUUUCAAUAAUAAUGACACGGGUCAAAAUCCUGUAACUGGUGGUGGUGGUCCUUUCUCCAUUGGCCUGGAAGGUCCACCGAAACAAUAUUCAAUGUUACAAAAUGCCUCGUCGCUAGGCAUAGAUAUUAAAGAGGACGAUUGCGAAGAUCUAUCAAGCUACGUAAAAGAAACUAACGGUUUCGACACAUUAAUGGCUGAUUCUGAAAAUGGUACAUCCAACGAUCCUCUGCAGUUCACUGCUACUCUUACUUUUGCGGGUCCCACAGACCCUGACUUCCUGGAUAGCCUUAAUGACGCUGCCGAAUUGUUCUUUAAAGAGUCCCAAGAGUGUAUUCCUCCAUCACUAGUAGAACAACCUCUACAUAUGUUUAAUGAACAUAGAAACGGAUUUUCUGAAUCGCAAUCGGAAAAGCGCAAUUACUUACAGCAAGUGAACAAUAACAAUAACGGGCAGCCAGUACCAUGCAGAAAUAACUAUGGAAGUUAUGAUAUAUCAAAAGACAGAUUAUCACAAAGCAGUUUUGAAGACUCCAACCAACAAUUACAACAGUUACAAAUUCAAGUGCAAUUACAACAACCACAAAACGUGGAUGCAUGUGGACAAAUGAUGCUGUCGCCGGGUUUAUCGUCGCUAGAAAUGGACUCAAACACCAGCAUGUCAGCUCCGUCACCUGCUAGUGUUAGUAUGGAUGGUACAAUGUCAUCACUUACACCACCACCUCAAAACGGCAAAGAUUCCAGUAACUCCGCUUUGGAUGUCAGAGUACUUCAACAUAGGGUGAGAAAGACCACCCCACCCGUAGGGAAACCAAAAUAUACUUCUUUCACCAGUAAAUCAAUGGCAAAACUUGGUCUUCCAAAUGACUUGCCAUUCGAGUUUGUUAAUGGCGGCCACGGAAUUAAGAACCCAUUAGCUAAUCACGACACUUUACCGCCUCCACCGCCAGCGAUGCUAAUUAGAACACCAGAGCCAGAGAGGAGCAAUACUUCAGUAGCUCCCUCAACUAUUGUAUCAGUAAAUACUACUCCCGAACCAGCCGAAACAACAAAAAACGGUUCUAAGUUCUGUUGCAACCUGUGUUCCAAGACUUUCAACCUACAACGUUUGUUAAACAGACACAUGAAAUGUCACAGUGACGUUAAACGAUACCUAUGUACGUUCUGCGGAAAGGGUUUCAACGACACGUUUGACUUGAAGCGACAUACUAGAACACACACGGGUGUCCGGCCUUACAAGUGUAAUCUGUGUGAGAAAUCAUUUACCCAACGUUGUUCACUUGAAUCUCACUGUUUGAAAGUUCAUGGCGUACAUCAUCAGUAUGCUUACAAAGAAAGAAGGACAAAGAUGUACGUUUGUGAAGAAUGCGGACACACCACCAACGAACCUGAAGUACACUAUAUUCAUCUCAAAGAAAAACAUCCAUAUAGCCCGGCGCUGCUUAAGUUCUAUGAUAAGAGACACUUCAAGUUCACAAACUCAAACUUUGCCAACAUGUUGCUUCAAGUACGCACCUAAUAUUGGGAUGAUUGCAAUCAUAUUGCUAGACUGACCAAAAUGUUAAUCUAUUUUAACAAAUAUUUUUAAUUACUUACACUACGUAGAACUUAAUUUUUUAAUAACAAUUUAUGCUGUAUCGUUAAAAAAAUAAGUAAAUUAUUUGAUAUUAGAAUAUAUGACAAAAUAUCACCGCUUAAAUAUCUCUUACCAUUUUGUAACAUUUCGAUUGCAAAAUCAUUUUGUUUUACAAUUUAAAAUCCAUUUUACCAAUCUAACUUUUUUAUUUUAAGUAUUGAAUUAAUUGUUUUAGUUAGCAAAUAAGUAUGUAUGAUUUUUAACUAUAAAAUUUUCUAAAAUCUGCAAUAACUUUAUAUUAGGGUUUGUACUUUUUUUCGAUGUUUAUCGAAUGCUUGAUAAACAUGCUUGAUGGAUAUAAGUUUUUGUUGAUAAACACAUAAACAUAUAAUUUAUGUAUUUAAUUUAAAAUACAUAUUGAUUAAUGAUAACAAUACUAGAAGUACUUUUUGUACAACUAUUCUGUCAUUAUUAAACAAUUGUAUGUAUUUUAUAAUUAUACAAUUCCGUAAUAAAUUAUCUUUUUUAAGGUAGAAUAAUUAUCGUUUAAUAAAACCUUUUCAAUUAUAAACAUAAGUGUAUGAAACUUAUUUGUUAUCUUAAAUAAUAAAUCCACAAGUUAAUCGACUACUAUAGUACAAUUAAAAACUAAGAUACUUGUUAGCCCUAAUUUUCAAUACAUACUAUUUUAUCUUUAAUAUUUAAUAGUUUCUAAGUUCCGAAAAAAAGAGAUAAACGCCAUUUCUUCGAUCAUGUUCCAUUAAACAUGAUUUCUGUAGAUAAAAAUUGAUCCAAUAUUAAUGCCCAAUACUUAAUAAUUAACAAUUGUUGUUAGGUGUUUUUUAAUCAUAAACGUGGAAAAGUUAAAUUGUAUUUUUACAUUUUGUUCUUAAUUUUAAACCAUAAUAAUUUCCAUAAGAUAUAUUUUUGAAUUAAUUUUAGAGAUUUUUAAGCGAAUUCGUAUCAAUAAUAAUUAUUAAUUAAUGGUCAUUGAAGUCAUUUCGCUUUAACAAUAGUAUGCUUUGUAAUAUUUUUAUGUAGUACAAAACGUAGAUAGCUGUGCAAUUCUCAGAAAAAUUACUAACCAACUAUUCAAUACUUCAUAAAAAUGUAUUUUAUAAGUGCAUGGGUGGAUAUUUGGUUACAUCGUAGAUGGCUUGAACUUAACAUGGACCACGAAGAAGCUCCAAUUCUUUGGACAUUUUGAGUGGUUUCAGCCGAUUCUAGUGGGCUUAGGCUUACUCGACAGUUAAGCCUUUUCUAAAACACACCUACAAUAAGGUGAUGGUAAUUUAGUGGAAUAAAUCUAUAUACUUAAUACUGCAGUCGAAAUAUAAACUUAAGAACCCCUAAUUAUAUAUUUAUAACAGAUUUAUUGGCAAGAAUUCAUAGAUUAAAUAAUAAUAUUUUUUUCAAAAUAAAAUGAGUAUGACUUCAGCAUGAAUUUUAAGAAGUAUAUUUUAACAAUUUAAAUCGAUUGAAACGUUCAAUAUUUAAAUUACUAAAACAAUAGUAACUACGCGUGUUUUUUUUUAUAUUGCACCCAUAAAAAUAGUCAAUUUAAAUUUUAAAUAAAUCAAUAAGUACAAACAAUUACAUAGCUAAAUAUAUUUUAUACUCCCUACUUAUAUUUUUUAGUUGUCAAUAUUAUUAUGUACUAAGCUGUUCGGUUCAAUCCAUGAUACCUUGGUUACACCUUAUAAGUUUGUGAUACUUAAACUUUCGAGCAUUAAACAAAUAAAUAAAUAUCCGUCAAUUUAAAUAAAAGUGCUCGGAACAAAAUAAUUUAAAUUUGUAUGUAUAUAUAUAUAUAUAUAUAUUAUAUAUCAAUAUUACGAUAUAAUUAUGUACCAUAAUGACAUUUGUACGUAGGAAAUAUAUAUUAUAUAUAUUAUUCGGAUCAUUAGGCUAUUAUUAAUAGUUGUGACAUUCAUUUCAUCAGUGAUUACUAUAAUUUAUUAUUAUUCAAAGAGAUUUAUUUUAUUUAUUCAUACAGUAUUUCAAAGAGAUCAAUAUACCGAACUAUGGAAAGAGAUAUUAACGGCGAUAUUUUGAUUUUAAAAACCGUAAUGAAACUAUUAGGUACCAUUUACGUUCAAUCCUUUUAAAUAUUUAUCGGAAGUAGGUUGAAAGUUAUUUUGAAUGAGGUUUUAUGUACGUCAGGCUCUACACGUCGUUCAGUCGUUGAUAUUGUUGUUUUCUUAUAGAAAUGUUGAUAUUAUAUUGUAUAAUAUAAUGUUGUUUGGAUUUUGUAAAUAAUUAUUACUAUAAUGUUAAAUGUAGAUUUAAUUUUAGAUGUAAGUAGUAUUUAUUUGACACUCUCACACAUACGCACUCACAUAUUAAUUAUAAAUAUUAUACACGUGUGUGUAUAUUAUGCCUAGUUUAUUAUGUAAGUUUUAAGUAAUAAUUUUUAGGUACAAAGGUGAAACGGAUCGAUAUCGUGAUUUGUAUUAUUAUUUAUUAACAGUAAUUAUGAUUGUUUACGAAAGGUAACUUUCAUUAAACUAGCUAUGCCUAAAUUUACGUAAUUAUCAUAAUUAUUUUACUACAACGGGCGAUUUAGACAAUUGUUAUUAUUUUUUUUUUUAAGUUUUUAAAUCAACGACGUUGUAAUCCAGUAAUAGAUCUAACUGAACAUCAGUGUUUUGAAAUUUUCGUUACUUCAAAUGGAAAUGAUUUUAUUUUAUGAAGUUUACCACAAAGUACUUCAGAUAUUUCAAUGUAUCGGAGUAUCAGACUGCUGUACCUACAAUUAUAUUGUCUGUUCUCUGUUCUCGUAUUAUGGAAUUCAAUAUAUCGGGAGGUUGACUUAUUGCAGUAAAUGCACAAAUAGUAUACAUAAUAUUUGAAAUUUGUACAUACGUCAUUUUCUCUUAAAUAAUUAACGAACGGAUUUAUACCGGUACAUACUUAAUGGUUUUAUUUUCUUAUGUAAAAUUCCUAUAGUUACACAGAUUUCAUUCUAAACGAAAAGACGCCUGUAUAUAUGUAUAAAAAAAUUUACCUCUACCAAACCCUUUUAAUAUAUCGUUUUGGUGGUGUGGUGCGAUGCUGAAUGGUGACGGUACCAAUGGAGCUCGUGAAAUCAUAGAUUAUAUAUAAUCGGAGAGGAACUCUAAAAGAUCUAUCCCAAUGGGUAUAUAACCAAAGGAUCAAUAAUACAUAGAUAUACAGAUCUAACGAUUAACGGCACUGCUUGUGGUAUAUGGGCUCUCAUUAAAAAAUUAUACAUGUUAUGAUAAUAUAAUAAUAACAACGUGUAAAUAAAAUUAUAUAUAGUUGUUUUUUAAAUUUAUUGACGAAUAGGUUUGUGUAGAGUAAUUAUGUAGUAUUUAAAAAAAUCACUUUCGGGUCGGGUAGUGAUAUCCUAAAGUAUUUUUUUUUACCUCAGUGGAUGGAAAAUAAAUUAUUUAUAUAUAUUAUUAUGUUAAAUUAUAUGAUUUUUUAUUUAAGUACGAUUAUAGUCUAUAGAGUAUUAAACAUUUUUUUUUUUUUAAUGGGAAAGGAAUUCAAUAUUUUUUUUCUAUAGUAUUAAAUAUUUAAGUAUGAUAUUAUAUAUUUAUAUGUAAUACUAUAAACAUAAGCCUGUGAUACAUUUAAACUUAUUCUUAUACACGUCCUAACUGUAUUAAUUGUAUUAUUAUUAUUAUUAUUUUUUUUUUUUUUAUUAUUAUUAUUAUUAUUAUUAUUAUCAUUAAAUUAUUAUUAUUAUUGUCUUAACAUUAAGUAAACAAUAUUAUUUAGUUUGUAGGCAAUUUUUACAUUUUUACGUUGUACUUUUUAAGUUAUUUUAAUAAUAUACAAUUUUAUAAAAAUAUAUACAUUUAUACAUUA